Messenger RNA from Ceratina calcarata, 1175 nucleotides. RefSeq names its product regucalcin. Gene Ontology annotation, molecular function: enzyme regulator activity; gluconolactonase activity; calcium ion binding. The record is from RefSeq and is a predicted model, not a curated record. Bases 106 to 1098 code for a protein of 330 amino acids. The transcript has 6 exons. Gene Ontology annotation, biological process: L-ascorbic acid biosynthetic process. NCBI's taxonomy places the organism in Eukaryota, Metazoa, Arthropoda, Insecta, Hymenoptera, Apidae.
AAGGCAACCGUCAGAAUCCACUCGUCAUUUUUACGUGGAGUUACUUAUUCUUUCUGCAACUCGUCAUCGUCGUUUCACACAGUUGCGAUCAUUCUUCUGUACAGAAUGCGUAACAUUAUUUAUAACAUUCUACUCGUCGGAUUGUGCCUUGCUUUCGUCCAUGGUCGAAGAACUCGUAGACUGGAGAUUAAACCGAUAGUGGGCCGAUUCGAGCAUAGCGAAGAACCUCACUGGGAUCACCAGAGCCAGAAGCUUUAUUUCGUUGACAUCGAGGCGCAGAAGAUAUGCAGGUUUGGCCCCGCGACGAAGCAGCUUGCCUGCGUUUACAUACCUAAUGGGCCCGUUGGAAUGGUCAUCCCGGUCGCAGGAGAACCUGGGACAUUAGUAUUUGGCACUCGUACAGAUCUUGCUAAAAUUUCAUGGGACGGCACGAGCAAUAUCACGCGAGCGGAUCCUGAAAUAUUGACCGUCGUCGAUCGCGAUCGCAAUGGUACUAGGUGGAAUGAUGGAAAAGCAGACUCUUCCGGAAGAUUGUGGGCUGGAACAAUUGGGCCAGAAGUGAACGAGGUUGUUGUACCUAAUCAAGCAUCCUUCUACCGUAUCGGUUCCGAUCUUGUACCAAAAAGAGAAUUAUCUCCGGUCACCAACAGUAACGGAUUAGCUUGGAAUCUUCAAGACGAUACGCUUUACUACAUUGACACGCCUACGCGCAAAGUAGCGGCAUUCGAUUACGAGCCCAUCAAUGGAACUCUCUCUAACAAAAGGAUCGUGUUCGACCUGCAGAAGAGCAACGUUUCUGGACUUCCCGAUGGCAUGACCAUAGACAGAAAUGGAAAUAUUUGGGUAGCUCUGUACAACGGAGGAGGUGUGGCUAACGUCGAUCCUAGUACGGGUAAAGUGAUAAGAAUUAUCAAGCUCCCCGUUCAAAAAGUGACCAGUUGCGCUUUCGGUGGACCACUGCUGGAUACAUUGUUCGUUACAACGUCCAGCCGUGGUAUGACCCCGGAACAGCUGAACGAGGAACCGCACGCUGGUUACGUCUUCGCUGUAAAGGGCUUAGGAGUACAAGGGCUGGUCGCAAAUUCAUUCAAAAUGUAACGACCCUCUUUAUACUGUAACCGAUAAUGCAUUAAUAAAAAAAACAAUAAAAAUAAUUCAAAUUCUUCAAAUGAUAA